Molecule: messenger RNA, 1754 nt
Organism: Lycium barbarum (goji berry)
Lineage: Eukaryota; Viridiplantae; Streptophyta; Magnoliopsida; Solanales; Solanaceae
Exons: 2
Coding region: 74-1498 (474 amino acids)
Biological process (GO): response to heat; regulation of abscisic acid biosynthetic process
Source: RefSeq, a predicted model, not a curated record
CAUUUUGAUACACUUUCUAUUUUCUAAUACUAAUAUUACUAUUUUCUCAUUAUCCGAACAAUAACUCAAUCCAAUGGACGCCCUUUUUGCAAAAGGAAAGGAAUUUCUCAGGUCCAACAGUGGCAAAGAAACUUCCCCUCGCCCUGAAAGAACAAAACAUCAUGAUGACGUGGAUGAUUCCGAUGACCGCCCUGAAAAGAAAACAUCAGCAAGUGGCGGCGCCAAGACUGGCACCGCAAGCGGUGGCGCCAAAACUGCCUCUGCAAGAAGCGGUGACGCCAAGACAGGUGGCACCGCCGAGAGUGGCGGCGCCAAGACAGGUGGUGCCGCCAAGACGGGUGCAGGCCGCGGCGAGGGUGGUGCAGGUCGCGGCGCGGCUGGUGCUCAUAAUCCAAAUGAGCACAAAGAGCCAACAAACUCUGAGCUGAUGGCUAGUGCAAAGCUGCUGGCUGCAGCUGCACAGUCUCAAUUAGGUGGCGGCAGCGACGGCAAACCCAAAGAAGAAUUGGAUACUGGAAAGCUUGCCGGAGCCGCCGCCGACCUCCUUAGCGCCGCCCAAAAAUACGGGAAAUUAGGCGAAGAUGGAAUCGGUAAGUAUGUGGGACAAGCUGAGGAUUAUCUCCAUGGUUAUGAGCUCAAGAAUGCAAAAAAAGCGGGUGCAGGUUCCGGUGCAGGUGCAGGUGCUGGUGCUGCCUCAGCCAAAAAGAGUACUACUGCGGCGCGCAAGGACUCGGAGCAUCGCCCAAAGGGCAAUGCCGACAAUUCAAGAGAUGAUUAUGAUGAUGGUGAUGAGCACGGAGAGCAUAAGAAAAGGAUGCCACCAAAGAAACAAUCCAGUGACAAUUACGAUCAUGAUCGUGAGGAAGGUGAUGAUGAUCAUGCUGGAGGGCACGGCGAGCAUGUGCAGCAGGGUAGAGGGAUGCCCAGGAAACAAGCUGGUGACCAUCAUGAUCACCGUGAACGUUCAGAGGAAGAUGAUGAUCAUCCGAGAGGCGGGCACGGUAAAGCUAAUAGAUCCGGUGGACAUUCAGAGGAAGAUGAUCAUGGCAAAUCUGGUGGAGGGUACGGCGAGUAUAUCAAGAAAGCUCAAGGAAUGCUAAGUAAAAAACCCGGAGGUGAUGAUGAUUCAGAGAAAGGUGAUGGUGAAUCUGGUGGAGGGUAUGGCGAGUACAUCAAGAAAGCUCAAGGGAUGCUCAAGAAAAAAUCAGCUGACGAUGAUGGUCCGGAGAAAGAUGAUGCUGAAUCUGGUGGAGGGUAUGGUGAUUAUAUCAAGAAAGCUCAAGGAAUGCUCCAGAAAAAGUCCGGUGAUGAAAGUCCAAGGGAUGGAGGUGAUGGAGAUUCCGGUGGCGGGUUUGGUGGGGUCAUGAAAAUGGCUCAAGGUGUGUUUAAGAAAGAUUCCGGUCAUGAGGGCGAUCGUAGCCCUACCAAAGAUCACACUGAGGAAGGUGCAGAGAGCAAAGGAGAUUUUCUUAAGAUGGCAGGAAGUUUCUUCAAGUAAUAAGAAACAUAGACUAAUUGUAACAUAGAAUGUCAUGAUCUGUUGUUUUAUAAGCUUUUGAUCAAUUUUUCUGUUGUUCUUUCCUAAAGUUUUAGGAUUUUUAGCUAUAGUUCGAUUUGAAUUGUAAUAAUGGAAACAUGUACUCUGUGUGUGGCUAGCUAGCUAGGAGCUGCCAUGCAAAUAUUAAUGUACAUGCAUGUAAGUAGAAUAUACAAUUUUGAUUUGAAAGUUUUCUGUGGGGUUAAUAGAAAUUUUC